AUAUAUAUUUCAAUAACUAUUUAUUAAAGAACAAUUAAAUUUAUUUACUAUAUAGUAAUAACAGUAAUAACAGUAAUAUCAAAUAAAAUUUUUUAAUAAAAACUUUAUGUUUAUUGCAAAAAACAAAAUUUAAAAAAAAAAACGAAAUUUUUUAAAAAAAAAAAAAAAAGAUAUUUAUUUUUCAAAACAAACAGUAAAACAUAAUUAAAUAAACAAAACAAAACUAAAUAAAUAAAAAACUGUUAUGGAUAAUACAACUACCACAACUACAACAACCUCCACACCAACCAAUACAGCAGGAAAUGGUAAAUUUUUAAAAAUUGAUUUACAUACACAUAUUUUACCAAAGAAUUGGCCAGAUUUAAAAGAAAAGUAUGGAUAUGGUGGAUGGGUUUCGUUAGAUCAUCAUUGUUCAUGUAAAGCUAAAAUGAUAAUUGAUGGAAAGUUUUUCAGAGAGAUUGACAGUAAUUGCUGGGAUCCAGAGGUUAGAAUUCAAGAGUUAAAUAGAGAUGAUGUCGAUAUUCAAGUAUUAUCAACUGUACCAGUUAUGUUUAGUUAUUGGGCUAAACCACAAGAUGCAUUGGAUCUUUCACAAUACUUAAAUGAUCAUAUAGCACAAGUAGUUUCAGAGAAUCCAAAACGUUUUAUUGGCUUAGGUACAUUACCUCUUCAAGAUACAGAAGCAUCAAUUCAAGAGUUACGUCGUUGUAUUUUAGAAUUAGGUUUAGCAGGUGUACAAAUUGGUUCAAAUAUCAAUGGUAAAAAUUUAGAUGAUGAAUCAUUAUUCCCAGUAUUUGAAGAGUGCGAAAAAUUAGGUGCUGCUGUAUUCAUCCAUCCUUGGGAAAUGGUUGGUAAAGAAAGAAUGCCGGCUUAUUGGUUACCAUGGUUAGUAGGUAUGCCAGCCGAAACUUGUUUGGCUAUGUGCUCAAUGAUUUUUGGUGGUGUUUUUGAACGUUUACCAAAACUUAAAGUUUGUUUUGCACACGGUGGUGGCUCAUUCCCAUUCACCAUUGGUCGUAUCGAACAUGGUUUCAAUGCCCGUCCAGAUCUUUGUGCUGUUAAAAAUCCAAUCAAUCCACGUUCAUAUAUAGGCAAAUUCUGGGUUGACUCUUUAGUACACGACGAAGAAGCAUUAAAAUUCUUAGUUAAAUUAAUGGGUGAAAGCAAAGUUAUUAUGGGUACUGAUUACCCAUUCCCUUUAGGUGAACAAAUACCAGGUCAAUUAAUAGAAUCAAUUAAAGAAUUUGAUGAACCAACUAAACAAAGAUUAUUAGGUGACAAUGCUUUAGAAUUUUUAGGUUUAACAAGGGAUAAAUUUAUGUAAAUAAUAAUAAAAAUAAUAAUAUAAUAAAAAAAUC
This is a messenger RNA of Dictyostelium purpureum, 1358 nucleotides long. RefSeq lists its product as uncharacterized. The record is from RefSeq and is a predicted model, not a curated record. Gene Ontology annotation, biological process: secondary metabolic process. Gene Ontology annotation, molecular function: carboxy-lyase activity; hydrolase activity. NCBI's taxonomy places the organism in Eukaryota, Evosea, Eumycetozoa, Dictyosteliales, Dictyosteliaceae. Gene Ontology annotation, cellular component: cytoplasm; cytosol. The transcript has a single exon. The coding region runs from base 245 to 1324 and encodes 359 amino acids.